This is a messenger RNA of Pseudocercospora fijiensis CIRAD86, 567 nucleotides long. RefSeq lists its product as uncharacterized. Lineage: Eukaryota; Fungi; Ascomycota; Dothideomycetes; Mycosphaerellales; Mycosphaerellaceae. The record is from RefSeq and is a predicted model, not a curated record. The coding region runs from base 1 to 567 and encodes 188 amino acids. The transcript has 3 exons.
AUGAAUGGAAGCUUGUGCAAGAUUGAUCCACCGCCACAAUCACCUGCUUAUGCCAUUAUUUGCAAAAAAGUCCAACCCACUACCAACAUCCAGAAAAACGACGAGCGCACGACACGUGUCUUGACACCAUGGAUUGGACUUCCACACUUCGAGACGACAUUGAUGUCAUCCAGCAGAUCAUCGCAAAGAGUACCUUCCAAGGAUCCACAGGUGGCCUCGAACCUCUUUCCGCCAGUCUUGGUCGGGCACAUCAACAGCCCACCUCAGCCGUCGACCUUCAAAGAAGGAGUAAGUCGAGCGAGGCACCUUUCCGCCAACAUUGGCCAUCCUCUGACAUCAAAUUUAGAUCAGCAAGAUGCAGCACGCGACAAAGCACCGAUGUACCUGAAGCAAGAAGAGAACGCCGUUGCUCAAGAAUCUUCAGCUCACCAAGUCUUGCGAGAUGCCCUUCCAAAGAUGCAUGCCUUGCUCGAUCUUUUCGCUCAGGCGUAUGAGGAGCACAAUCUAGCAAAGGCUGAAGAUCUUCGCAAGCGACUGAACUGGGCGAUUGACCAGAACGGAAAAUGA